This is a messenger RNA of Rhipicephalus sanguineus (brown dog tick), 2132 nucleotides long. RefSeq names its product sterol O-acyltransferase 1. Gene Ontology annotation, cellular component: endoplasmic reticulum membrane. Bases 301 to 1869 code for a protein of 522 amino acids. The transcript is spliced from 16 exons. Gene Ontology annotation, biological process: cholesterol metabolic process. The record is from RefSeq and is a predicted model, not a curated record. NCBI's taxonomy places the organism in Eukaryota, Metazoa, Arthropoda, Arachnida, Ixodida, Ixodidae.
UAACCGGGCGGACCAACCAGUGUGUAACUUCUGUUGUCUUCCACACGAACUGACCGAGGGACACCUCGAAUCACAGCGCCGACGGUCGCAAGCGAGGCGGCAAAAGUUUCAUCCCAGGAGCACGCACAAAGCACAGUACUAGUUAUAUAACCUUCGGCACGACGCAGUUCACCUCCCUCGAGGAAAGUGAGGCGACAACUAUCGGGAAGAGACCGCAUCGACCCAGUCUUUGUGAACCUCGAAGGAAAUCGGCGCGAAAGCUGCCUGCCCGUAUCCUGCUGCUGACCGGUGGACGGCGCCAUGGAGCCUAGCGGGAGCGCCGAGCAGCUGCUCAGCCUCAAGACCAGCAUCGAGAGGCUGCGCAGGAGCGUCAACGUUGAGCUGGACAACCUGAACGCUGUGCUGGACACACUGGCCCGCAAGGAAAGUGACCGCAACAACAAAGUGAAUGGCACCCACACCGAGGCCCAGCUUCGCAAGAAGAGCUCACCUGGGCAGGACCUUCCAGAAAAGUUUUUCGCCAUUCGAGAGAGUCGUAUUGUGGACAUUAUGGCCAACGAACACAUCCGGACUGUCUUCAACAUCUUCGUGGCUUUUCUGUUCCUGGUUACCGUCAUAUUGAUCACCUCCUACUUUUACGACCCUCAAAGGCUACGCGACGACAUGUCGACCAUCGUGGUCAACUCUACAGGAAUCGUGGGUGUAUUCGGCCAUCUGAUUGCCAUCAACCUGGCUAUUUUGUUCAUCCUGCAUCCUUCGCUGCAGCUCUGGGCCAGCUGUCGAUCUCUCGGCAAGAGUGGGCCCGUGGACUCUGUUUUCGGCAGCCUGUUCGUCCUGUUCCUGGGCUGCGUCACCGUGUUCCCUGUGCGCUACAUUUUCGCCAACGAACUGCCGCCACUGUCCUCCUGCAUCCUCGCCUUCGAACAGGUACGACUACUGAUGAAAGCGUACGCGUACACGAGGGAGAUUGUUGGCCGAGUGCUCACGCACGCGGAACUGAAAGCGAAGAGUGAAAACAACCACGUGGAGCUGACGCUACCGGGGCUGUCCUGCGUCGUCUACUUUCUCUUCGCGCCCACUCUGAUCUACAGGGACUCCUACCCCAGGACGCCGAAGGUUCGCUGGGGUGCCGUGCUGUGGUACACGGGCCAGUUCUUCGCGUGCGUAGCCAUGUACUCUGUGGUGCUGAACCACUUCAUCAAGGACCUCUUCUGUGACGCCGGCAAAGAAGGCUUCCAGCUGCUGGGCUUCACGCUCACCGGUUGCGCCAUUCUGCUGCUGGGCAGCAUCUCCAUGUUCCUCGUCUUCUACGGCUUCCUUCACUGCUGGCUCAACAUUUUUGCCGAGACCAUGCGCUUUGGAGACCGACUCUUCUACCUGGACUGGUGGAAUAGCACUACUUAUGCGGACUACUACCGCUCUUGGAACUUGGUCGUCCACGACUGGCUCUUCAAUUACGUCUACCGUGAUGCGUACAAGGCCUUCAACUAUAACAAGAAACGGGCCAUGCUGGUUGUUUUCUUCCUUUCCGCCCUGGUUCACGAGUACAUCCUGGCGCUCAGCUACCGAUUCUUCUUUCCCGUCGUCCUGGUCGUCUACGGCACCAUCGGAGUGGCUCUGAUGUUUGCGACCAAAAAGAAGACUGCGCGCUUCUGGAACGUGUUCCUGUGGAUCACGCUAAUUGCUGGAUGGGGCAUGAUACUCAUAUUUUACACAGUCGAGUUCUACUCCAGGAUAAACUGCCCCACGUCCAAGAGUGCCCUGGCAGACUUCUUCUUCCCGCGGUCUUUCUCGUGGUCGUGUAAUUCCUUCAGCCACUCCAGCUGGUUCUCGUCGUCCUUCUACAAACAGAAGCCCUCGCUGACGUGACGUGGACACGGAUGUGCGAUCGCUGUGUGUACAUUCCCAGGUCUGGCAGCCAAGCUGCCUGAACCGUGUAAAUAUGUAACAUAUAUGCUCUCCGGAUCACGUGGGAACGACAAUUUUACGGGGCAACUGAGUUAAGUUUCGUGACAAUUUUUAAUAACGUGCGUCUAUGCACAGCCGCGCUUCUGAAAAUCGUGUUUGUAGACUUAUUUUUGAAGGCGUUUUACAGGCACUGUUGUGUUCGAAUAAAGUAUUCCAAAACUUUU